AUGACCGACAACAAGCGAGCUCUGCGUCGACUGCGCACAGCCUGCGAGCGUGCCAAGCGUACGCUGAGCUCGAGUACGCAAGCCGGUCUGGAGAUAGACUCGCUGUACGACGGUAUUGACUUUUACACGUCGGUCACGCGAGCCCGCUUUGAGGAGCUGAAUUCCGAUCUAUUCCGAAACACUCUGGAGCCCGUGGAGAAGGCGCUGCGUGAUGCAAAGUUGGACAAGGCGUCUAUUCACGAGAUCGUGCUUGUGGGCGGGUCAACACGCAUUCCGAAGAUCCAGAAACUGUUGCAAGACCUGUUCAGUGGUCGUGAACUGAACAAGUCGAUCAACCCAGACGAGGCGGUGGCCUACGGAGCUGCAGUACAGGCGGCAAUUCUGCACGGAGACAAGUCGGAGGUGGUGCAGGACUUGCUGCUGCUCGACGUGGCGCCCUUGUCUCUGGGCCUGGAGACGGCGGGUGGCGUGAUGACGGCUCUGAUUCGACGCAACACGACAAUCCCGACAAAGCAGACGCAGACAUUCACCACGUACUCGGACAACCAGCCAGGAGUGACGAUCCAAGUGUACGAGGGUGAACGCGCGUUGACUCGUGACAACAACCUGCUGGGCAAGUUCGAGCUGGCUGGCAUCCCGCCGGCUCCACGUGGCGUACCUCAGAUCGAGGUGACGUUUGACGUGGACGCGAAUGGCAUCCUGAACGUGUCUGCAGUGGAUAAAGUCACCGGAAAACAGAACAGGAUCACCAUCACCAACGACAAGGGUCGCCUCUCGAAGGCGGACAUCGAGCGAAUGGUCUCAGAAGCGGAAAAGUACAAAGAAGACGACGAGAGGCAGCGCGAACGCUUGGCGGCAAAGAACGCGCUGGAGAGUUAUGCCUACUCGAUAAAGCAGACAGUAGGGGAUGAGAAAUUGGCAAACAUUUCUGACACGGAUCGUCGACGUGCCUCUGACAAGUGUGACGAGACAAUCCGUUGGCUGGACGCCAACCAGUCUGCCGAGAAGGAGGAAUUCGAACACCAUAAGAAGGAGUUGGAGCGCGUGUGUGCUCCGAUAAUGAGCAAGUUGUAUCAGUCUAGCACAGGAGCUGGUGACACGUCUGGCGGUCGAGCGCCUUAUUCAAACGGCAAAGGACCGACGAUUGAAGAAGUGGAUUAA
Molecule: messenger RNA, 1161 nt
Organism: Protopolystoma xenopodis
Lineage: Eukaryota; Metazoa; Platyhelminthes; Monogenea; Polystomatidea; Polystomatidae
Source: the annotation of a GenBank genome assembly